AGACAACUUUUGUGUUAUCUAUCAUAUUGGAGUUUUUUUAAUUCACAACAACCACACUCUCCAUGUCGUCAAAGCGUAUUAAUAAGGAAUUAGCUGAUUUGGGAAGAGAUCCACCCUCAUCUUGCUCUGCCGGCCCAGUCGGAGAUGAUUUAUAUCACUGGCAAGCAUCCAUCAUGGGUCCUGCCGACUCUCCAUACGCUGGAGGGGUAUUCUUUUUAUCGAUCCAUUUCCCAACCGACUAUCCAUUUAAGCCACCAAAGAUCGCUUUCACCACCAAGAUCUAUCAUCCUAACAUCAAUGCAAACGGUAACAUAUGUUUGGACAUAUUGAAGGAUCAAUGGUCUCCAGCUUUAACCAUUUCAAAGGUGUUGUUGUCUAUUUGUUCCUUGUUGACGGAUGCUAACCCAGAUGAUCCCUUGGUGCCAGAUAUCGCCAACGUCUACAAGAACGAUAGAGCCAAGUAUGAAGCCACUGCUAAGGAGUGGACCAAGAAGUAUGCGGUAUGAAUCAACUACUUUUUAGUUGUUUUUAACCUAAUGAUUUAUUAUCCGACUCUUCAAGUCUCGUGUGUUUCCAGCAUAUAAAGGAUUUACCGGGUUUCAUAUAUUAUCUUAAUACAUUUACUCGUAUAUAGUGUAUAUUAUUCCAUAUAUAUGUCGAGUGAGAGUGGUUAUGUGAAGAUGAGCAAAAUUAUGUUUUAACCUGAUUUCCAAUAGUAGCAGUUGCUGGGAGCUUCUACAAACAUACGUUAUGCAUAUCAAUGUCCUUUCAUGUGUAGUACCCACUGAUGCGUCGGUAAACGUAUAUUUGCUGAUUGUUACUGCGUUUGCACCUCUAAAUAUUAUACAAUUUUACAAACCCGAGUUCGUGUCCAUUUUCAAACAUUUAAACAAACCAGUAACUUUUCACCUAGUCCAAGAGUCAGAUACACCACAUUUUCUAAGAGUUUACAUACCAUAUAUCCUUCUUCUCUCUAAUACACCCAUUUGCAGCC
Yamadazyma tenuis ATCC 10573 is the source of this 994-nucleotide messenger RNA. It is a transcript of the gene UBC4, whose product is annotated as E2 ubiquitin-conjugating protein. The record is from RefSeq and is a predicted model, not a curated record. Gene Ontology annotation, cellular component: nucleus. Gene Ontology annotation, biological process: protein polyubiquitination. Gene Ontology annotation, molecular function: ubiquitin conjugating enzyme activity. NCBI's taxonomy places the organism in Eukaryota, Fungi, Ascomycota, Pichiomycetes, Serinales, Debaryomycetaceae.